Messenger RNA from Colletotrichum higginsianum IMI 349063, 666 nucleotides. RefSeq names its product DNA replication complex GINS protein SLD5. The transcript is spliced from 3 exons. The record is from RefSeq and is a predicted model, not a curated record. Gene Ontology annotation, cellular component: GINS complex. Gene Ontology annotation, biological process: double-strand break repair via break-induced replication; DNA-templated DNA replication. NCBI's taxonomy places the organism in Eukaryota, Fungi, Ascomycota, Sordariomycetes, Glomerellales, Glomerellaceae. Bases 1 to 666 code for a protein of 221 amino acids.
AUGGACAUCGACGAUAUCCUGCGCGAGGUCGACCCGAUCUCGCACUCCAUCCCCUCCGAGACGCGCGACCUACAGGCCUUGACGCGCGCCUGGGUGGCGGAGCGCUCCGCCCCAGAGCUUCUAGAAUGGCCCGCCGACGACCUUUUUGAGCGCGUCAACGACCGCAUCAAGCGCCAGAUCGAAAAAGUCGAGGACAUGACGGGCGACAUGGACCCCAAGACCAACUUCGCCCUCAUUGUCAUUCAGACUGAGCUCGAGCGCUUCAAGUUCCUCGUCCGGAGCUACCUCCGCGCCCGCAUCGCAAAGAUCGACAAGCAUGCCCUCCACUAUCUUUCUUCGCCCGCCCUCCGCGCCCGCCUCUCCUCGACAGAGCUCGCCUACGCCACCCGACACCAGGCCCUCCUGCACAACCACUACCUCUCCUCCUUCCUCUCCUCCUUCCCGACCCAGCUCCAGAACCUCAACGACACGGCCGGCAACAUCAGCAUGAUUGACGGCCCGGACCUCGACACCGCCGUCUUCGUCCGCCUGCUGCGCGACGUCGACGUCCAGGGCAGGGGCACCGACUCGGACGGCGUCGUGGUGGGGAGGGAGGGGGACAUCCUGAUCCUGCGGUGGUCCAGCGCCAAACCGGUCGUCGACGCGGGCGACGCCGAGCUUGUUUGA